This is a messenger RNA of Balearica regulorum gibbericeps (East African grey crowned-crane), 3545 nucleotides long. Lineage: Eukaryota; Metazoa; Chordata; Aves; Gruiformes; Gruidae. The record is from RefSeq and is a predicted model, not a curated record.
GGUACCAGAUCUCCUGGGAGGUGUAUGGCAGGAACGAAUCUCGUCGUGCCCGCACGCUACCCAACACGACGCCGGAGUACAACAACACGGGGCUGUCAUCUCUCACCACUUACACGAUCGAGGUGGCAGCUGUGACCGCAAAAGGGAGCGGAUGGGUCACGUCCUCCACCAUCUCUUCUGGUGUGCCCCCAGAACUUCCAGGUGCUCCGUCCAACCUGGUGAUUUCCAACAUCAGCCCCCGCUCCGCCACGCUUCAGUUCCGGCCAGGGUACGAUGGCAAAACCUCCAUCUCCAAGUGGAUAGUCGAAGGCCAGGUUGGUGUGCUGGGUGAUGAAGAAGAGUGGGUGAGUCUUCAUGAGGUGGAGAAUGAACCUGAUGCUCAGAUGCUGGAGGUACCGAACCUUACUCCUUACACUCAUUACAGGGUGGUGGCCGGGCGCCCGGCCAGCAAGCCCAGCCUGUGGCUACGAUGGGUGCCCCUCCCCGACACACAGUAUAACGGCAAUCCAGAGUCUGUGGGGUACAGGAUAAAGUUCUGGCGUGUGGAUCUGCAGUCUCCCACCCUGAUGAAGGUCGUUAAUGACCGAUUGGAAAGAGAGUACACGAUUGAAGAUCUGGAGGAGUGGACAGAGUAUGAAUUGCAGAUCCAGGCUUUCAAUGCUAUCGGGGCAGGACCAUGGAGCGAAGUGGUGAGAGGUCGUACACGGGAGUCCGUUCCCUCUGCUCCUCCUGAGAAUGUCUCUGCUGAAGCCGUGAGUUCGACCCAGAUCCUUCUGACAUGGACCGCAGUCCCCGAGUCCGAGCAGAAUGGUCUCGUCCUGGGUUACAAGAUACUUUUCAAAGCAAAAGAUUUAGACUCUGAACCAAAGAGCCAAAUAGUAAGAGGUAACCACACUCAGUCUUUCCUGCUGUCUGGCUUGCGGAAAUACGUGCUCUAUGAGAUCCAGGUAUUGGCGUUCACUCGUAUCGGCGAUGGAGUCGCCAGCUCUCCUGCAGUUAUAGAAAGAACCAAGGAUGACGCUCCUGGGCCGCCUGUGAGGCUGGUGUUCCCCGAGGUGAGGCUGACGUCCGUACGGAUUGUUUGGCAGCCGCCAGAGGAGCCCAAUGGAAUUAUUCUAGGUUAUCAGAUUGCCUACCGUCUGGCCAGCAGCAGCCCUAACAAGUUCACGACGGUGGAGGUUGGCUCAACAGUCAGGCAGUUCACUGCUACAGAUCUCACCCCUGAGUCAGCAUACAUCUUUCGGACAUCUGCCAAAACCAGGCAGGGCUGGGGGGAGCCUCUGGAAGCCACAGUGAUCACAACAGAAAAAAGAGAACGGCCAGCACCUCCCAGACAGCUGAUGACCCCCCAGAGUGAUGUGUCGUCACGGAGUUUGCUGUUGAAGUGGGUCCCUGGAAGUGACGGGUCUUCACCAAUACGAUAUUUCACAGUGCAAGUGCGAGAACUGCCAAACGGAGACUGGCAAACCUACUCCUCUUCCAUCAGCCACGAGGCAACAUCCUGCAUUAUUGAGAGCUUGAACCCGUUCACCUCUUACAAACUGCGAGUGAAAGCAACCAACGACAUCGGAGACAGUGACUUCAGUGUGGAGACUGAGGCGGUCACAACUCUGCAGGAUGUUCCAGGUGAGCCACCCAGUUCUGUGUUAGUAACUCCCCACACGACUUCAUCUGUCCUUGUGCAGUGGCAGCCACCCAAAGUUGAGAGUCUCAAUGGCUUGCUGUUGGGAUACCGGAUCUACUAUCGGGAGCUGGAUUACGACACUGGAUCUGGAACAGAAUCCAAAACCAUUCAGAACCCUUCAGCUUUAAGAGCAGAGCUCACACCCCAAAGCAGCUUCAAGACAGUGAACAGCAGCUCUGCAUUAACGACGUAUGAAUUAACACAGUUGAAGAAAUACAAGAGAUAUGAAGUGCUAAUGACAGCAUAUAAUAUAAUUGGUGAGAGCCCUACCAGCACACCAGUGGAAGUCUUUGUGGGUGAAGCAGCACCGGCGCUGGCCCCACAGAACAUCCAAGUAAACUCCCUUUCUGCAAGCCAGCUGGAGCUCACCUGGGACCCCCCUCCUGCCGACAGCCAAAAUGGGAAUAUUCAAGGCUACAAGAUUUAUUACUGGGAGAGCGACAUCCAAAAUGACACAGAGAAAGUGAAGGUCCUUUUCCUCCCGGAGACAACCGUCCGGCUCAAAAACCUGACCAGCCACACGCGGUACAUGGUCUGCAUCUCCGCCUUCAAUGCAGCCGGGGACGGCCCCAGGAGCAGCCCCUCGCAGGGCAGGACGCACCAGGCUGCACCCAGUGCUCCCAGCUUCUUGGCUUUCUCCGAAAUCACUUGCACUACACUCAAUGUGUCUUGGGGCGAGCCGACAGCAGCAAAUGGAGUCCUGCAGGGUUAUCGAGUAGUUUAUGAGCCUUUGGCUCCCGUCCAGGGGGUGAGUAAGGUGGUGACUGUGGACAUUAAAGGCAACUGGCAACGCUGGUUAAAGGUCCGAGAUCUCACCAAGGGCAUGACCUAUUUAUUCAGAGUGCAAGCCCGAACCAUCACCUAUGGACCUGAACUGCAAGCCAACGUCACAGCUGGGCCAGCAGAAGGGUCGCCUGGUUCCCCUCAGGAAAUUCUGGUGACAAAAUCUGCUUCUGGGCUGACGCUACAAUGGACUGAGGGAGAUUCAGGAGAAAAACCCACAACUGGCUACAUUAUAGAGGCACGACCUUCAGAUGAAGGACUGUGGGAUAUGUUUGUGAAGGACAUCCCUCGCAGUGCUACCUCCUACACAGUCGGCCUGGACAAACUCAAACAGGGUGUCACCUAUGAAUUUCGGGUGGUGGCUGUUAAUGAAUUUGGCUAUGGAGAGCCAAGUGUUCCCUCUGUGGCAGUAUCAGCACAAACAGAAGCCCCUUUCUAUGAGGAGUGGUGGUUUCUGCUGGUGAUGGCGCUCUCAAGUCUGAUCCUCAUCCUCCUGGUGGUGUUUGCAUUGGUCCUGCAUGGCCAGAGCAAGAAGUACAAGAACUGCAGCACAGGUAAAACCAUCUCCAAUGUGGAAGAGUCGGUCACACUGGAUAAUGGAGGCUUCACUGCUCUGGAGCUCAACAGCAGACACCUGAACAUCAAGAGCACCUUCUCAAAGAAGAAUGGAACCAGGUCUCCUCCUCGCCCAAGCCCAGGAGGGCUGCACUACUCUGAUGAGGAUAUCUGCAACAAAUACAACGGAGCUGUGCUGACCGAGGGCUUGGGCCUGAACGAGAAGCCCUUGGAAAUGUCGGAGUCAGAGGCCACUGACUCAGAUUAUGAAGACGAGUUGCCAAAGCACUCCUUUGUGAACCAUUACAUGAGCGACCCCACCUACUACAACUCAUGGAAGCGGCAGCAGAAAGGGGUGAAGCACCCGGCAUCCUAUAGAUACGAGGAAUGCGCCGCCAGCGAGACAGAACCCUAUUUCCAGACUGUCAUCACAACACAGAGCUCAGGAGGGGUGUACACCCCAACGGGACAGCCCGCGCCCGGCUCCCGGACUCCAGUGACAGGGUUCUCCUCCUUCGUCUGA